AUGUCGGUAGCUGGCGCUGUGACCAACGCAGGCAGCGACGGAAAAACCCUUCUUCACUGCGCUGCCAUGUCCGGACAGACUUCGGUCAUUGCCGAGCUUCUGGCAGCUGGAGCGAACCCUCAUGCUCGAUGUUCCUCGGGAGAAACACCGCUUGAUCUAGCUGGAAGGUGGCUGGACCACAACGCCAACCUUCCCGCGGCACCCGGUCAGUCUUCCGGCUCUUCGGAAAUCGUCUUCGAGGAUUCCCCGGCCCCCAUCGUUGGCGGCGGAGGCGGCGGGGGUGGCAGUGGUAGCGGCGACCCCUCCCUCGUCUACCAAGGCGCCCCCACAGACCACCCGGCUUGGAACGAACAAGCGAUCGCCGCUAUUUACCACAAAAACAACACCCCGGCCGGUCCCGUUCACAGUCCGGGAUGGCCUUCACCUCGAGGAGCGGGAGGCGGGUUCAUGCAGGUGCCGUCGCCCGCUACACCAACCAACGUUCAUGCCGCUUCCGCUGCUACUGCAGCCGCUGCAGCCUUUGCGUCGCCACCCCCGGCCCCGACGCCCCCGGCACCACCACUUCGUAGUCAUGUCAAGGAAGAUGCUGCCGGGGUGGCUUGGUUGGGGGUGGCCCAGACGACGGCAGGGGGAACUACGGUGGAGGGACAAGCUGGUGGUGAGGCCGUCGCAGGUGGCGCGGCGACAGCCGUAGCAAACUCGGCCUUCUACGGCCAGGAGAACUCGCCGAGCCCCGCGACCAAGGGGAGGCUGUGGGCUGAGAGGAUCGAAGCAGGUAGAAAUCAACCGCUUUGCCGAGUGGAAUAUGCCUCGUACUGUGCGAUGAAAACACCUAGGGGACCACAGACAGCAGUUUAUGUCGGAUGUCGCAAGAAAUACAUGGUCGACACCCAAUUCCUCGUCGUAUGAGAAACCUAACGUGUGGUAGUGUUCCUGGGCCAACUUGAAGAGCGCGGACGAAGCUUCUGGGGGACAUGUUUGUCC
Ectocarpus siliculosus is the source of this 984-nucleotide messenger RNA. The record is from the annotation of a GenBank genome assembly. NCBI's taxonomy places the organism in Eukaryota, Phaeophyceae, Ectocarpales, Ectocarpaceae.